AUGAGUGAGCCAUCCGAUGCUCAGAUGGCUGGUGUUUCAUCAGGCCAUGAGCAUGCCAAGCUCGUAGCCGAUGCUAGCAAUAUUACAACUUCUGCCGAUGACGGAGAGCGGGCUUCGAAGCGAGUUAAGAUGAACGAUUCGAUCCUUUCGCAGUCUGUACCUGGAGAGGGUCUUCACGAUGCACCCACGCCCAAGAAGAACGGCACAGAUGGUGACAAACAAGAUGCCCCCCAAGAAUCAAAUUCGGAUUCCAAGCAGGAGCAUGUUGAUGGUCGCGCCAAAGGAAUUGCUCCUAUUAAGAAAGAGUAUCUCGUUGACUUGUCAGCGCAAAAGGAUAACUCCGAUACUGUAAACGACGACGACGCAGCUGAAGCGCGUGGCACUGCCGACGGAAACGGGGAAAACGGUGAGCGUAGGUCUAACAAAGGCAAAAAGGAAAAGAAAAAGAAUAAGGGCCAGAACACAGAACGUGACUUUGGCAAGUUCGACGAUGCCUUUCGUCUCUGUAACAGCCGAGCAUUCUAUCCUGAGUUUUCUCCCAGAGAGUGCAGGUUUGGCGAUCGAUGCAGACUUUGCCACGAUAUCCGAAAGUAUCUCGAGGAUGGACGCCGAGGCGAUGUUGAAACUUUUGAUGGCAAAUGCCCUGUGUUUGAAGCCCAUGGCCACUGUCCCUCAGGUUGGAAGUGCCGCUUUGUUAAAAGCCACAUGAAGGAAAUCGAGCAUGAGGAUGGCCGAAAGGAGUUGGUUCUCAUCAACACUGCAGCUGAUGGUGGCCAGAACGGUGCGCCCAAGGAUGAAGGGUCUGAGGAGCAGCGUCCUGCUAUCCACAACGUCGUUGGUAUUGAUAAGAAAAUCAACCUUAACCGCAAGCGAACCGACUUCACACGAUCGGAGCAGUAUAUUUCGUGGCUCAACAAGGAAUCCAAGCUGAGCGAGGAACUCAUGAACCGCCGCAAGGACCAGUCCGAUGAGGGUACCGAGGAUCUUCGUGCUCGCUAUGUCGACCCCCCCUUUCGGCCUUCUGAGAAGCGUCGUCUGUACUUUGGCCCUGAGACUCCUACCCUGGCACCUCUCACCACACAAGGAAACCUGCCAUUCCGUCGGCUCUGUGUUGAGCUUGGCGCCCAACUAACCUAUUCGGAGAUGGCUCUGAGUAUGCCCUUGAUCCAAGGAACCAAGGCCGACUGGACACUUCUCAAGGUCCACGACUCAGAGCUUACUCCUCCCAAGUUCAAUACUGGCUCUAUCCCUAUCUUUGAUGAUUACGACCACUCCAAGGAUAUCAAAUUCGGUGCACAGAUCUCCGGAAACAACCACUGGGUCGUGACCAAGGCCGCUGACGUCUUAAAUCGCUUCUGUCCCCAUCUUCGCCUUAUCGAUCUUAACUGUGGCUGCCCAAUUGACAUGGUCUUCAAGUCCGGUGGUGGUUCGGCACUCCUCGAAAACUCUGGCAAGUUGGAGCGAAUGAUUCGAGGCAUGAACGCCGUGUCAGGGGAAGUCCCCAUCACUGCCAAGAUUCGCACUGGUAUUCGAAACAGCCGCCCUACAGCAACCCAGCUCAUUGGCAAGCUGGCCUUCGGUGCACGAGAGCACCGAGAACGGCUUGGUGCUCCUGGAUGCGCUGCCCUCACUCUUCAUGGACGCAGCCGUGAGCAGAGAUACACCAAGAAAGCCGAUUGGGGUUACAUCAGCGAGUGUGCCGCACUCAUCAAGACUUACAACAAGGAGAAAGAUGCCCUGACCGACACUAUUGCUGAACCCGAUGCCAGCAGCCUCCCUAACGCUAAGGAUAGCCGUAUGUACUUCCUCGGCAAUGGCGACUGUUACUCUCACACCGAAUACUACGAGAAUAUCGAAAAGUCUCGUGUUGACACCGUUAUGAUUGGCCGCGGUGCCCUUAUUAAGCCUUGGCUGUUUGAGGAGAUCGAGAAGGGACAGUAUCUCGACAAGUCGUCCAGCGAGCGUCUCCGCUACAUCGAGAAGUUUGUACGCCACGGCCUUGAUGCCUGGGGCUCCGACGAACUCGGCAUUGGCUUCACCCGUCGUUUCCUUCUCGAGUGGCUCAGUUUCGCCUACCGCUACGUUCCUAUCGGGCUUCUCGAGUAUCUUCCUCCUUCUCUGAAUGAUCGACCACCCAGUUACCAGGGCCGAGAUGAGAUGGAGACACUCAUGGCGUCCAACAACUUCAAGGAUUGGAUCAAGAUCAGUGAGAUGUUCCUUGGUCCCGUUCACCCGACAUUCAAGUUCCAACCCAAGCACAAGUCGAACGCGUACGAGGCUGAGGGCUGA
This is a messenger RNA of Fusarium sp. VM40, 2289 nucleotides long. NCBI's taxonomy places the organism in Eukaryota, Fungi, Ascomycota, Sordariomycetes, Hypocreales, Nectriaceae. The record is from the annotation of a GenBank genome assembly.